AUGGAUUUUCCAGGAAAGGAGGACAAAUUCGAAUACCAAAGAGGUGGCAUCUGUUCUGGUUCCUUUUCUGCAAUUUUAUCUGGCAACCCAUUUGGUUCUUCAGCGAGCCUCCCGUUACCGGACAAGAAAUCUUUGGAGCUAAUCCUAGAUAAGCUUCAGAAGAAAGACACUUAUGGUGUUUAUGCGGAGCCUGUUGAUCCCGAAGAGCUUCCUGAUUAUCAUGACGUGGUUAAGCACCCAAUGGACUUUGGUACAGUAAGGAAAAAACUGGCUAAUGGGGAUUACUCUACCUUGGAACAAUUCGAGAGUGAUGUUUUCUUGAUUUGCACAAAUGCAAUGCAAUAUAAUGCUCCAGAAACCAUAUAUUUCAAACAGGCACGCUCCAUACAAGAGCUAGCAAGAAAGAAAUUCCAGAGAUUAAGGAUUGAUAUUCCAUGCACUGAGAAAGAGCUUAAGUCAGAGCAGAAAACCAAAUCCAAUUCUGCCAUGAAGAAACCGACGAAAAAACCCUAUUGUAGGACUGUGCUGGAGCCUGUUGGCUCUGAUUUCUCCUCAGGUGCCACUCUUGCUACAAUGGGAGAUACCUAUAUCUGGUCGAAUGUGACACAAGCUGGUGGUUGUGAGAAGCCUAACAAUACUGAUGGACCUGUUGAUGGCAAUUCUUCCCUGAAUGAUAAUAAGCCAGAAAAGACAGAGGAACAACAUUCAGGGAAGGGGUUCCCAUCUAAAUUUGGAAGGAAAUUGUUUGUGAUUGAUGAAAACCGUCGUGCAACUUAUAAUUUAUCCAAUCAACCUAUGGUCAGAAUGGAUUCAAUCUUUACAACUUUUGAUGGCGAAAGCAAGCAGCUGGUUGAUGUCGGACUUCAUGCAGAUCAUUCCUAUGCAAGGAGUUUGGCUCGUUUUGCUGCAACUCUUGGACCUGUUGCCUGGAAAGUUGCCUCCCGGAAAAUUGAGCAAUCCCUACCUGUGGAGGUGAAAUUUGGCCGUGGCUGGGUUGGGGCAUAUGAACCACUUCCAACCCCAGUAUUAAUGCUUGAUAGCAAUUCCCAGAAACAACGGGAGUAUGGUACAAAUUUAAACUAUAUUGCUGCUUCAAGAAAGGAGGAGAAGAAUGCAGAGAGGUUAAAGGUUAUGCAAGAUGAUUCUAACCUGGGCUUCAAAACUCAGAAUUCAUCAGAAAUGGCAGCUUCUUGUAAGACUGAGGAACCUGCACAGGUGAGUCCUGUUAGUGGGCCUACUUUGGAUGGGAAAUUAUUCGGUGUUGCUGGGACCAGACCAAUCACUGGUGCUACAUGUCAGCAGCAGAAAUCAGUAACCAUAAUAAAGUCGGAUAUUAAUGUCUUUAAGAAAGCUGAAUUGAAUAGCUCUUCUGUCAGUGGGAACCCCAGUGAGAUAGCCCUACGAAAGCAAUUUGAUUAUAGUUCAGAAAUGACUACUUCAAGGUUCCUGGAUAUGGUUUCCCAGAAUAGAAUGCAAUCUGUAUCCCCCAAGCAAAAAGAAACCAAUGGGGUUGCUGCUGGAGAAUUGCCUAGUGGUAAAGCUGUGAGUGGCAGUUUGGAUGGUAAUAAAGUGAACAGUUCAUCCCCAGAUUUUGUUUCUAAUCAGCACACUAGGGAAGUAACAUACUUUCCCCAUGGAAAUCAGGAACAGGGUAUUCGUGACCCAGUUUUGUUGAUGAGAAUGUUGGCUGAGAAGACACAAAACCAGCAGAAAUCUUCAUAUCACUCUUUGGUUAGUGCUCAACAGGCUAUGCCAUCCAAUCCAUCCCUAAGAAGAGAUGAUUCAAAUACUGCUGCCGUCACUGCUGCCCGCUCUUGGAUGUCCAUUGGAACUGCACUGUUCAACUCGACAGACAAUGUAAACCCUUCCAAAAUGCAGAUUGCUGCAGCUUCUCUGUACAACCCAGCUCGAGAACACCCACCUGUUUCACGAUUUUGUGAGGAAUCUCAUGGUUCUGGGGGGCUGCAGUUGCAGCAAGAGAAAAAUAAAUUCCCCCCUCAGGCUUUCCUUCCACAACCUGUCCGUGUUGGGGAUGAAACACAGUCUCAAAGCAACAGGCCAGUAGGUCUCCCUCAACUUUUAACAACCGACUUAUCAAGAUUUCAGAUGCAGCCCCGAUGGCGUGGUUUUGUGCCACAUACUCAACCAAAGCAGAAACAGGAUACACUGCCCCCUGACUUGAACGUUGGGUUCCAGUCAUCAGGGUCUCCAGGGCAUCAAUCUUCUGGCAUUCUGGUUGACUCUCAACAACCAGACCUGGCAUUGCAGCUCUGAAUUGGGUAGUGGUCAAAGAAAAAGAGGGAAUGAGAAGUGAGUUUUAAGAGUUACUAGCUUGUCUUGUGAGGAGCGGAUUCAUUAUUUCUUCAACAGGAGUUCAGUUUCAGUUUCUCUUUCAUUAGGAAGUUGAGUCUCCUCCAACACCUCAAACAUUGCAUCAUAUGUCAGAGUUAUCGACAACUGUAUCUAUUGUAAAUCAACCUUUCUGGACUGAUGCCCGAGGAUGAGAGGAGAAAUUCACUUUCAGUAUUGGAUGCAUGACCUCAAAGCAUUUAUCUGAUUCACUGAGUUACGCAUUCGAAAGAAUAAUAAGAUGAGUUGAAGGCUACAGCAUUCUUCAGUGGAAUAUUUGAAAUUUUGCUGAAAGAUAUAACCAACUCAGUUGAAACGGUUGCUUUCUUGGUCUUGCUAUUCUGGCCAAGGAUAUUGACAUGAAAUGGGGAGGAUUUAUUAUUUGCACACGCAUGAAAUCCAUUGGAUUUUGUGUAUUUUUUUUUUUACAUUAUCACAAGAUGAGUAUCAAUUGUUCAGAUUUUCGGUUGUCCUCAACAUACCUGUCCUGCUGAUGAUUCUUGGCUCUUACGAUGGACUAAAAGAAGGAAUGCCAUCUACAAUGUCGUUUUGUCAUGAGUUCUCCAGGGGAAGGUGGUAGUGCAUAUCAUUUAACUGGUGCGUUUCAAAUUUGUUGUCAGCUGUGGCCUCAAAGCCAGAAUUGUAGUUGAGAGCCGUUAUAGAUUAGAGUUGGCCUGCUGGUCUUUUGCAGCUGGAUGUGCAUCUUGUGAACGAAGAUUUAUUACAGGGGCAUCAAAAGGAGACGGGCAGGGUUAUUUUUAUUUUUGGUGGACAUGCAAAUAUGUAAGUGUCUCUUAAUUCCAUGCAUGACCUUCCAUUUACACCUAUCAUGAGCUGAACUAGCAAAAAACAGUGAAGGGUGAGGUACGUGUUGGAAACACUUAAUUAAGGUCCAUAUUGCAUCUAGUGGCAAUUGGGAUGAUAGCAAAUAUCUUCGGAAACUGAGAUUGAGUUGAUGUUAACAUCGCAUGUUUGUGUAAUGUCUGGCUAGCAUAAUUUGUCAGAUAAGUGGGAAAUUAACAAUUUGACACAAUAAAAUCAAGGUCUAUUACAUUGGUU
This is a messenger RNA of Telopea speciosissima, 3408 nucleotides long. RefSeq lists its product as uncharacterized. Bases 1 to 2274 code for a protein of 757 amino acids. Gene Ontology annotation, molecular function: protein binding. Lineage: Eukaryota; Viridiplantae; Streptophyta; Magnoliopsida; Proteales; Proteaceae. The transcript has 8 exons. The record is from RefSeq and is a predicted model, not a curated record.